This is a messenger RNA of Coniophora puteana RWD-64-598 SS2, 1428 nucleotides long. Its product is annotated as AFG1-like ATPase. The transcript is spliced from 9 exons. Lineage: Eukaryota; Fungi; Basidiomycota; Agaricomycetes; Boletales; Coniophoraceae. The coding region runs from base 1 to 1428 and encodes 475 amino acids. The record is from RefSeq and is a predicted model, not a curated record. Gene Ontology annotation, molecular function: ATP hydrolysis activity; ATP binding. Gene Ontology annotation, cellular component: cytoplasm; mitochondrion. Gene Ontology annotation, biological process: protein quality control for misfolded or incompletely synthesized proteins.
AUGCGUUUGGUGCACCCACCACAGGCUACUACAGCCUCUAUCAGACAGCACAAAGCCUUCAACUCUACGGUCGCGUCAGUGGAGCGCUCCGCCGCCUUUACAGAAGCACCUUCACUCCGGAAUUCCCAUGCUGGUAGUGUUUCCACGACCGAUCGAAUCUCGGACUCGCCGUUACAACAUUACACUAAACUCGUAGAAUCUGGUGUCCUUCGUGGCGAUGACCACCAGGUCCGCAUCAUCGGGAAGUUACAGCAUUUCCACGAGCAGCUCAUGACCUAUAAACCACCACCAAUACCCGAACCUGCUGCCUCUGGCUCUCUUUUCUCCAAACUUUUCUCGCGGGGCACGCAACCUGAGCCUUUACCACUAGGGCAGGUACCCAAGGGUCUCUACCUGUAUGGCGAUGUCGGCACUGGCAAGACCAUGCUCAUGGACUUGUUUUACCAAACUUUGCCAUCCUCUAUCACCCGGAAACGAAGAGUGCACUUCCAUGCAUUCAUGAUUGACGUCCAUAAGCGACUUCACGCGGCGAAAGCUGCGAUGGGCUACAAGGGCGGCGAUCCAAUAAUACCCGUAGCAAGAGAUCUGGCCAACGAGGCAUAUAUUUUGUGCUUUGACGAGUUCCAGGUGACUGACAUCGCAGAUGCGAUGAUCUUGCGUCGUCUACUUGAGUCCCUAAUGAGCUAUGGCGUUGUUUGCGUCCUAACCUCUAACCGUCAUCCUGACGAUCUUUACAAGAACGGAAUACAACGUUCCUCAUUUGUCCCAGCCAUAGAAUUAUUGAAGACCCGGUUCGAGGUUACUGAUUUAGAUUCAGGAACUGACUAUAGACGUAUACCCCGUGCACUUUCGCACGUAUAUUACCAUCCCCUCACCCCAGAAAAUCGUACUGAAAUCAAUAAGAUUUUCACUUCGAUUACCUCAGAGGAUGACACGGAUUCCGUCAUUUCGAACAGGAAACUCACGAUCUGGGGACGUACCCUGCUUGUCCCCGAAAGCACAAGUAAAGUGGCGAAGUUUUCAUUCACGGAUCUCUGCGGGAAGCCUCUUAGCGCUGCCGACUAUCUUGAAGUCACGAAGCAGUUCCCCACUGUCUUCGUGCUCGACGUCCCGAAGAUGAACCUCAGUAGCAAGGAUAUGGCUCGCAGAUUUAUCACAUUUAUAGACGCUUGCUACGAGAGCAAAACAAAACUCUUCAUUUCAUCCGAGGUCCCAAUAUACCAAGUCUUUUCUGACGAAGCGAAAGAUAAGUCACAGGUCACAGAUCAUAUGCGAAGCGUAAUGGAUGACUUGGGACUCUCGAGCGACACAGUUGGAGCUAGUUCCAUGUUCACAGGAGACGAAGAGGUUUUUGCAUUCGCACGGGCAUGCUCUCGGCUUGUGCAAAUGGGCAGUCGAGAGUGGGCAGAGAGCGCAGGACAGCAGUAG